GUUUUUAAGCAAAAAAAUAUCGUCAUUAGAGUAGUGUUAUUGUAAUUAGAAUAUGUGGCCACUUCUCCUUUCAACUGUGUUCGUUGGCGCCCUAGGGCUCCGCACAUUAGAGCCCCCGCCACCCCCGUCCACAUCCCGAGCUGACCCAGAAGAAAGGUGGCUGGACAUCAGACUAGACCACUUCUCAGCUUUCAACAAUGACACGUUUCCUAUGCGUUACUAUUACAACGACCUGUUGGCUUUUCCCAACCAGCGUGAUAACCACAUAGUAAUCGAAGUGGGGGGUCAGUGGACCAUCUCCCCGGAAUGGGUGACAGGUGGUCUUGCCUUCGAAAUAGCUGAGUUUCUCAAUGCUGGCGUGUUUUAUACAGAACACCGGUUUUACGGUCUGUCCAGGCCUACAGAUGACACAGAUGUGGACAACCUUCGUUACCUCACGGCAGACCAGGCCCUUGGCGACCUCGCCCAAUUCAUACAACAUGUCAAGAGUGAGAACUUCCAGAAUGGAAUGUACAGUGGAGGUAAGGUGGUCCUCGUGGGGUGUUCCUACGCCGGCAGCCUGGCCACGUGGAUGAGGCUCGGGUACCCCCACCUGGUGGACGCCGUGUUCUCUGACAGCGCGCCUCUUCAGGCACAAGUCGACUUCGUGGAAUAUUUCGAGAAAAUCAAUGACGUCAUAUCGGAGCAGGGCGGCUCCGCUUGUGUGACCGCUAUAGCAGAGGCCAUCGCCGAAAUUGAAGCCCUACUAGCCACGGAAGUCGGCGCCAACACCAUAUCAGAUGUAUUUAAUACAUGCAGCCCACAGCAGACAAACCCGAUGGACGCUUCCACCUUGAUGUACAGCAUCACAGACACCAUCGCCGAGCUGGUGCAGUACGCCCUCCCUGGCAACGUUAGCGGCGCGUGCGCAGCCCUCACUGACGCCAGUGAAUCCAGUGCCAUGCGUCGCCUUGCCAACUUCGUGAACAGUUACCCUUCAUCGCAGCCGUGUAUUAGAAACUCUUAUGCGGAGUUAGUCGCUGGGCACACCAACACCAGCUUCGACGCUGAGGACUCAGAAACGCGCUUGUGGACAUACCAGUCUUGCGUGCAGUUCGGCUGGUUCCAAUCUACCAACGGUGAACACCAUCCGUUCUCCAAUGCUGUGCCGCUGGAGUUCUUUCAGCAGAUGUGCCUGGACUUCUUCUCCUUGUAUUUCAACUCAAACCUAACGGAUGCCGGCGUGAGAAGGACCAAUCUCUUCUUCGGGGGCAUGACCCACCUUCCUGACCACGUGGUCUCGGUGUCCGGGGGCGCGGACCCCUGGGCGCCAUUGGGACCCACGGAGGCGGACGCCACGCCUCUCUCGCACGUGCUUCUCGUGCCCCGCGCCUCACAUUGCAGGGCUAUACAUUCCACUCAAGACAGCGAGACAGACGAGAUUCUCGAGGCUAAAUGGGAAGUAAUAAACUUGAUAAGUGAGAUUAUAACUGGAACAAGGGCGAACAGCGCGACUGGUGUUUUUGCGUCACUAGCUCUCGUACUAUGCGCAGUUUUGAGUGUAAUAGCUUGAUGUCUUAAAAAUAAG
Molecule: messenger RNA, 1567 nt
Organism: Amyelois transitella
Lineage: Eukaryota; Metazoa; Arthropoda; Insecta; Lepidoptera; Pyralidae
Product: thymus-specific serine protease
Exons: 11
Coding region: 53-1552 (499 amino acids)
Biological process (GO): proteolysis
Molecular function (GO): serine-type exopeptidase activity; dipeptidyl-peptidase activity
Source: RefSeq, a predicted model, not a curated record